AAGAGCGUACCGGUUGAUACCUCUUUGAACACCUUCAUCCGGAACCAUGCCCAUCUGAGUGGUACCAAGUUUAUGUGUCUCGAGGGAGGCUGUGGUGCUUGCGUGGUUAACCUCAGCGGCGUUCAUCCGGUCUCUGGAGAGAUCUUCUCGUAUGCUGUUAACUCAUGCCUAUUUCCUGUGCUCGCAUGUCAUGGCAUGGACAUUACUACGGUCGAGGGAAUCGGUGACAAGCAGCGCGGCUAUCACGCUACCCAAAAGUUGCUGGCUCACUUCAACGGUACCCAGUGUGGAUACUGCUCUCCCGGCAUGGUCAUGAACAUGUACAGCUUGCUGGAGACUAAGAAAGGGAAGGUCACCAUGGAGGAGAUCGAAAACUCGUUCGGAGGCAACAUUUGCCGCUGUACUGGUUAUCGACCCAUCCUGGACGCUUUCAAAGCCCUGGCCGUCGAUGCCGACCCAAAAAUCAAGGAGAAGUGCCAGGACAUUGAGGAUCUUACCAAGAUUUGUCCCAAGACCGGAUCGGCCUGUGCUGGCAAGUGUGCCGCGGCUGGAAAAAUCAACCCCAACAAGGGACUACAUCUGAACUUCGAUGAGCAGAGGGAGUGGCAUAAGGUUUACAAUGUAAGUGAUAUCUUUGCCAUCUUCGAGAGCAUUGGAGAAAAGCCCUACACGCUCAUUGGUGGCAAUACUGCCCAUGGUGUGUACCGUCGUAGUGAUGCGAUCCAAGUCUUUAUCGACACCAAUGCGGUACAAGAGCUGCGAGCUAGCUCAGUAGGAAGCACCAUAACCGUGGGAGCUGGAACCUCCCUGACCGAGCUGAUGAACCUGUUGUCUUUUGCUGCGAAGCAAAACAACAACUUCUCCUACCUCGAACACUUGGUCCAACAUAUCGAUUUGAUUGCCAACGUGCCUGUUCGCAACACUGGAACAAUCGCUGGUAAUCUUAGCAUCAAAAACCAACAUCACGAGUUCCCCUCCGAUCUGUAUCUUAUCUUGGAGGCUGCUGACGCAACGUUGACCAUUCUGGAGUCCCAGGGCAAAACAAAGACUGUGCGACCUUCCGAGUUCGUUACGCUGAAUAUGAAGAAAAAGCUGCUCCUUAACGUUAUUCUUCCUCCGCUGGACCCAUCCAUCUACGUCUACCGUUCGUUCAAGAUCAUGCCCCGUGCCCAGAAUGCACACGCCUACGUUAACGGUGCUUUCCUGAUCAAGUUGGACGGAUCGAAUAUCGUAUCGAGCAACAUUUGCUUCGGUGGAAUCGAUCCCCAAUUUACGCAUGCUUUGAAAACGGAAGAGUUCCUCAAGGGAAAGAACCUCCUAACCAAUGAAGCUAUUCAAGGAGCCCUGAAGAUCUUGGCAAGUGAACUGAAUCCCGACCAUGUGCUGCCUGACGCUGUUCCAGAGUAUCGAAAAAAUUUGGCCCUUUCGUUGUUCUACAAGUUUGCGCUUAACAUUGCACCGGAACUAAAGGUAUCCGUUAAAAAUGAAUAUAAAUCUGGUGGAUUAGUUCUCGACCGUCCCCUGUCGUCUGGCACACAAUCGUUCGACACAAUCAAGGAGAAUUGGCCGCUUACGAAGAACAUUCCUAAAAUUGAAGGCUUGCUGCAAACUUCGGGAGAGGCUAAGUAUUCAAACGAUUUGCCAGCGUUCCCGAACGAACUGUACGCGGCAUUCGUGCUGGGAACGGAGUCACAGACGAAGAUUAUCAACAUUGAUGCGUCGGAAGCGUUGAAACUGCCAGGAGUUGUUGCGUUCUACUCGGCGAAGGAUAUCCCGGGAGCAAAUAAUUUUAUGUACUUCAAAGGAUUCAUGGGCCCACACGAUGAGGAAAUCUUCUGCAGUGAGAAGCUUAUCUAUCAUGGGCAGCCGGUUGGGCUUGUGGUCGCUGAAACCUUCAAUCUGGCCAAUCGCGCUAGCAAGCUCGUAAAGGUGCAGUACGAAAAGACGGGCUCGGCACGCUAUCCUACCGUGAAAGAUGUGCUCCGUGCUAAGGCUACCGAUCGGGUGAACGACAUGCCGUACAGCACGUUGGGCGAAGAGUUUGAGGCUGCGCCCAAGGGUGCGAUCAAGGUGAAGGGAUGCUUUGAAAUCGGUGGUCAGUAUCAUUACACCAUGGAGACCCAAACUGCUGUUUGCAUUCCGAUCGAGGACGGUAUGGACGUUUACUCGGCCACGCAGUGGAUCGAUUUCACGCAAAUCGCCAUCUCCAAGCUGCUGAACGUGCCCGAGAACAGUCUCAAUUUAUACGUGCGUCGCCUGGGAGGAGGUUAUGGAUGUAAAGGCACCAGGGCCACUCUGAUUGCUUGUGCGGCAGCUCUAGCAGCCCACAAGACGCAACGUCCCGUGCGGCUUGUAAUGACGCUCGAGGCUAACAUGGAAGCCAUUGGCAAGCGUUACGGUGUCGUCUCCAACUAUGAGGUGGAUGUGGAAAAGGAUGGAAAAAUUACGAAGCUGUUCAACGAAUACGUGCACGACUUUGGAUCAUCGCUGAACGAGUCUAUGGGUCACUGUGCGGAGUUCUUCAAUAACUGCUACGACAACAAGGCUUGGAAAACGGUCGCCAAGGGUGCGAUUACGGACUCUGCUAGUAACACCUGGUGUCGCGCUCCUGGUACAACGGAGGGUAUCGCCAUGGUGGAAACCAUCAUGGAGCAUGUCGCUCACGCGACUGGGCUUGAUCCUCUUGACGUGCGUAUGGCCAACAUGCCGAAGGAUUUGAAGAUGUAUGAGCUGAUGCCUCAAUUCCGGGCCGAUGUCGAGUAUGAUACGCGCAAGAAGGAAAUCGAGCAGUUUAAUCGUGAGAACCGCUGGAAGAAGCGCGGCAUUGCCAUCACACCGAUGCGCUACCCAUUAGGCUACUUCGGAACGAUCCACGCGCUUGUGUCGAUCUACCACACGGACGGUACCGUAGUCAUCACACACGGUGGCAUCGAAAUGGGUCAGGGUAUGAAUACGAAGGUCGCCCAGGUCGCGGCCUACGUGUUGGGGAUCCCGAUGGAAAAGAUUAGCAUUAAACCAUCGGCCAACAUGACGUCGCCGAACUCUAUCUGUACCGGCGGAAGUAUGACCAGCGAGACAGUGUCGUUUGCCGUGAAGAAGGCGUGUGAGAUUUUGCUGGAGCGCAUGAAACCGGUCCGCGAAGAGAUGAAGGACGCUUCUUGGGAAACGAUCGUGGAGAACAGCUACUACAAGAAUGUGGACCUUUGUGCGACAUACAUGUACAAGGCGGCGGAUCUGCAACCCUACAUCAUCUGGGGUUUGACCUGCACAGAGGUAGAAAUCGAUGUGCUGACCGGCAACGUACAGCUGCGCCGUGUUGAUAUCCUGGAGGAUACCGGUGAAAGCUUGAGCCCCGGUAUUGAUAUUGGUCAGGUUGAGGGCGCAUUCAUUAUGGGCGUUGGUUACUAUUUGACCGAGGCGCUGAUCUACGAUCCACAAACGGGUGCAUUGAUGACGAACCGUACCUGGACGUACAAACCGCCGGGAGCGAAAGACAUUCCGAUUGAUUUCCGGGUGCGCUUCCUGCAAAAGAGCUCCAAUGCGACUGGAGUCCUACGCUCCAAGGCAACUGGUGAACCGGCCAUGAACAUGACCGUGUCGGUACUGUGCGCCCUGCGUAAUGCAGUCCGAGCAGCACGUACCGAUGCGGGUUUGCCGAACGAAUGGGUUCAGCUCGGGGCUCCAUCUACACCGGAUCAGGUAUAUCUGGCGUCGGGCAACUCUGUAGAACAUUGCGACUUUAGUCUCUCGUUAACUCGCGAUUCGCGCGUACGCGGUAAGAUCGUGCCCGCUGGUGUACAACCUGGUAAACAGUUUGCAACCAUUUGUGUAACAUCGCAACGCGCCGUCGACAAAACAAUCAUGCAAAUAGUGUUCACCAUCAAUGGGAAGGUGCAUAAAGCGAACAGCGCAACCGUCCCGAUCGAUACCUCGCUCGGAACUUAUCUGCGCUACCAUGCACAGCUUAAAGGUACCAAAUUCAUGUGUCGCGAGGGCGGCUGUGGUGCAUGCAUCGUCAACGUUAGCAGCCAGCAUCCCGUUACGAAGGAUAUCAUAUCACGUGCGGUGAACUCGUGUCUAUUUCCACUGUUCUCCUGCAAUGGAUUGGAUAUCGUUACGAUCGAGGGCAUCGGCAACAAGCUGGACGGGUAUCAUGCUGCCCAAAAACGUCUGGCACACUUCAACGGGACCCAGUGUGGAUUCUGUUCACCCGGCAUGGUCAUGAACAUGUACAGCUUGCUGGAAGCGAAGAAGGGAAAGAUUACAAUGGAGGAGGUUGAGAAUUCGUUCGGUGGCAAUAUCUGUCGCUGUACCGGCUAUCGACCGAUACUAGAUGCAUUCAAAUCGCUAGCGGUUGACGCAGAUCCGAAACUGCUGGAUCUGUGUCAGGAUAUAGAGGACGUUCCCAGGAUUUGCCCAAAAAGUCAAAACGGAAAACCCUGCAUCGGCAAGUGCUCGAUGGCUGCCCAGUGUGAGGAAGCGAACGAUAUCCACUUGCUGUUUUCGGAGGGCCGAGAGUGGUAUAAGGUAGAGAACGUGCAGGCAAUCUUUCGGAUUUUUGAUAACAUAGAAUCACGUCCGUAUAUGCUGGUUGCUGGCAACACUGCCACGGGUGUAUAUCGACGACCAGACAACCUGGAUGUAUUCAUCGACAUCACCUCGGUGGCAGAUCUACGAGUCAACUACUUCAACGAUGCGUUGAUCAUCGGAGCCAACGUUACACUGACCGAACUGAUGGCCAUCCUGGAUGAGGCAACCGCUACAAACGGGUAUGAGUACUGUCGCGAAAUGGUUAAACAUCUCGAUCUGAUCGCUAACGUACCAGUACGCAACGCGGGUACCAUCGCUGGCAAUCUAAGCAUUAAGCACCAGUACCGCGAUUUCCCUUCCGAUGUGUAUCUACUACUCGAAGGUGUUGGCGCACGUUUAACAAUUGCCACUUCAACAACCUCUACGAAAGUCGUCACGGUCGAGGAAUAUCUGUCGAUGAAUAUGAGCAAGCGCAUCAUACUGAACAUUUUACUUUAUCCGCUCGAUCCCAAGCAAUAUUCUUUACGCACCUACAAAGUGAUGCCACGAGCACAAAAUGCACACGCGUACGUUAAUGCAGUGUUUCUGCUGCAGUUCCAAGAUACCGGUCUGUUGCGUACUGCUUCCAUCUGCUACGGCGGCAUCAAUCCGGGCUUUACCCAUGCUAUUCAGGUUGAGAGUUUUCUCGUCGGUAAAGCUAUCUUCCAAGAUACCGUAUUGAGAGAGACAUUAGAGUUGCUCAACAAUACGAUAUCACCGAACCAUGUACUACCGGACGCAACUCCAGAAUAUCGGAAGCAUCUUGCAAUGACGCUUUUCUACCGAGCGAUACUAAGCAUCGCCGAAGAUCGUGGCGUUCAACUGAACGCACUGUACUCGAGUGGUUCGCAGCUAUCUAAACGCAUGCUUUCAAGAGGUGAACAAACGUAUGACACCAUACAAGAGAACUGGCCAGUAACGAAACAUAUGCCCAAAGUGGAAGGACUGUCCCAAACAGCCGGAGAAGUAGACUACACCGAUGACAUUCCGAACCUUCCCGGGCAGCUGUUCGGUGCUUUCGUACUAGCCACAAAACCACGCACCAAUAUUCUGCGCAUAGACCCAACGGAAGCACUCGCACGCACAGGAGUGGUUGCGUUCUAUUCAGCGCAGGACAUACCCGGCACCAACAACUUUAUGCCGGUGGAGCUGGACAAUAAGGAAGUGGAGGAAAUAUUCUGCAGCGAUCGUGUACUGUACCACGGUCAGCCGGUAGGCAUUAUUCUCGCCGAAACAUACGACGAAGCGUACCGAGCAGCAAAACUGGUGAAAGUUGAGUACGGUCCACCGGAUGGUCAACCCAUUCUGCCCACAGUCAAAGACGUCAUCAAGGCUGGUCGCACCGAGCGCAUACAUCUUAGCGAUGAGGUGCAGGUUGGCGAACGAUACGAUGCCGGUAGAGGAUCAAUCCGACUGGAGGGCAGUUUUGAUCUGCCAAGUCAGUUCCAUCUCUCCAUGGAAUCGCAACAGUGCGUGUGCGUACCGAUCGAUGAUGGUAUGGACGUGUACAGCGCGACACAGUGGGUCGACAUCUGCCAGAUCGCGAUCGCCCGUGCCUUGCUGGUCCCGGAAAACAGUCUCAACUUCCGCAUUCGACGCUUGGGUGGUGCGUUUGGAUCGAAAAUUUCACGAGCAUCACAGGUCGCCUGUGCCUGCGCCAUUGCGGCACAUUUCUCGCAACGGCCAGUACGAUUGAUCAUGUCACUGGAAGAUAAUAUGGCUGCGAUCGGGAAGCGUUCCGCAUGCGUCAGUCGCUACGAGAUGGAGGUUAACGAACGCGGUCAAGUGCAACGAUUGCUCAACAAAUUCUAUCAGGAUGCUGGCUGUAGCCUGAACGACCCAGUAGAGAAAGUCACAUUCAUGUUUUAUCGCAAUUGUUACGACACGAACUGCUGGAAGGUAGUGGGACACAGUGUACUGACGGAAUCGCCCGGCACUACGUACUGCCGAGGCCCGGGGACAAACGAGGGAAUCAGUAUGGCGGAAAACAUGAUGGAGCAUAUUGCGCAUCGACUUGGACUAGACCCUCUGACCGUACGCAUGGAAAACCUCCCCGAAGAUAGUAUGAUGCGAGAGUUACUGCCAAUGUUUGUAGAGGACGUGCAGUACAAAGCACGUCGAAUUGCGAUUUCACAAUUUAACGCAACCAACCGUUGGAUCAAGCGAGGUAUUGCAAUCGUACCGAUGAGAUAUCCGCAGUACUUUAUGGGUUCGCUACACGCACUGGUUUCGAUCUACCAUGCAGAUGGAACCGUAGCCAUUACAACAGGUGGUAUCGAUAUGGGGCAGGGUGUAAAUACCAAAGUUACACAGGUUGCCGCCCGUGCCUUGGGCAUCCCGACGAGUAUGAUACGGGUAAAAGCCAUGGCCAACAUUACCUCACCGAACGCAAUCGUCUCCGGAGGCAGUAUGACAAGCGAUUCAGCUUGCUACGCCGUACUGAAGGCUUGCGAGAUCUUACGCAACCGUAUCGAUCCUGUCCGAGAGAAGCAUCCCGAUGACACGUGGGAAGCCAUCACGCAACGAUGUCACCAGCAGCAUGUCGAUCUCUGUGCACUCUAUCAGUAUAAGACGACCGAAGUGCAGCACUACGUCGUGUGGGGAUUAGCGUGUUCUGAGCUCGAGGUUGAUAUUCUAACCGGUAACGUCCAGAUUCGUCGUGUCGACAUACUGGAAGACGUUGGCGAGAGCAUCAGUCCUGGUAUCGAUAUCGGCCAGAUCGAGGGUGCGUUUGGGAUGGGCAUUGGACUGUACUUUACGGAGCAACUGGUCUACAAUGGAGAGUCCGGAGAGCUACUAACGAAUCGCUCCUGGAACUACAAACCACCCGGUGCAAAGGACAUUCCGGUAGACUUUCGUGUCAAGUUUCUACAGCGAACACACAAUGAAAAGUUUGUUUUGCGUUCCAAAACAACCGGUGAACCAGCGCUCAAUCUGACCGUUUCGUUGCUGUUUGCCCUUCGCAUGGCAUUGAAUUCGGCACGCAAGCAGGCGGGUCUUUCCGACGAAUGGUAUCCGAUCGACAUACCAGCGACACCCGAACAUAUAUGUCUGCUCGCAGGAAGCACCAUCGACCAAUUUAAAUUAAUAUAA
This is a messenger RNA of Anopheles marshallii, 7662 nucleotides long. RefSeq lists its product as uncharacterized. The transcript is spliced from 11 exons. Bases 73 to 7662 code for a protein of 2529 amino acids. NCBI's taxonomy places the organism in Eukaryota, Metazoa, Arthropoda, Insecta, Diptera, Culicidae. Gene Ontology annotation, molecular function: 2 iron, 2 sulfur cluster binding; iron ion binding; oxidoreductase activity. The record is from RefSeq and is a predicted model, not a curated record.